AUGGAUUCAGUGGAUUCUCGAAGUGGUUUCUGCAACUCGAACUCGACAUUCUACAGCCAACGGAGACCGAUUCCGUUACCGCAAAAUCCUUCUCUCGACGUUACAACUUUCAUAUCUUCUCAGCCACAUCGUGGUCGUAUCGCCUUCAUCGACGCUUCCACCGGUAAGAAUCUCACUUUCUCCGAGCUAUGGCGUUCCGUCGAAUCCGUCGCCGAUUGUCUCUCCCAUAUGGGGAUUCGAAAAGGCCACGUCGUACUUCUCCUCUCUCCGAACUCCAUUUUAUUCCCCGUCGUUUGUCUCUCCGUCAUGUCACUCGGCGCCGUUAUCACCACCACGAACCCUCUCAACACUCCCGGAGAGAUCUCCAAACAGAUCAACGACUCAAAACCAGUCCUCGCCUUCACCACGAAGCAGCUCCUCCCGAAGAUCGUCGCCGCCGCGACGGGAUCUAAGAAGCUCCCGAUCGUGCUUAUGGACGAGGAACGAGUUGACUCAGUUGGUGAGGUCGGGAGAUUGGUGGAGAUGAUGACAAAGGAGCCGAGUGGAAACAGAGUCAAGGAACGAGUUGACCAGGACGACACGGCGACUCUGCUUUACUCUUCGGGAACAACCGGGAUGAGCAAAGGAGUGAUCUCUUCUCACCGUAACUUAAUCGCUAUGGUACAAACCGUCGUGAAUCGGUUUGAAUCUGACGACGGAGAGGAACGGUUCAUCUGCACCGUUCCUAUGUUUCACAUCUACGGUUUAGCAUUGUUCGCUACUGGACUACUCGCUUACGGAUCGACGAUCGUGGUUCUGUCCAAAUUCGAGAUGCACGAGAUGAUGUCUUCGAUUGGGAAGUACAAAGCCACGUUUCUUCCUCUCGUUCCACCGAUCCUUGUGGCGAUGAUCAACGGUGCUGAUCAGAUUAAAGCGAAGUACGAUCUGAGUUCUAUUCACACUGUUUUGUGCGGUGGAGCUCCGUUGAGCAAAGAAGUGACUGAAGGAUUCAUGGAGAAGUAUCCGACGGUUAAGAUCUUACAAGGUUAUGGGUUGACCGAGUCAACGGGUAUAGGAGCCUCCACGGAUACUGUUGAGGAAGGUCGGAGAUACGGUACCGCCGGGAAAUUGUCAGCGAGUAUGGAAGGGAGGAUCGUGGAUCCGGUUACGGGUCAAAUGCAUGGACCUAACCAUACCGGUGAGCUUUGGCUCAAGGGUCCUUCUAUAAUGAAAGGUUAUUUCAGCAAUGAGGAAGCUACGAGCUCGACACUUGAUUCUGAAGGAUGGUUAAGAACCGGAGAUCUCUGUUAUAUUGAUGAAGAUGGAUUCAUAUUUGUGGUUGAUCGGUUAAAAGAACUGAUCAAAUACAAAGGUUAUCAGGUCCCGCCAGCUGAGCUAGAGGCUUUGUUGCUCACUCAUCCUGAAAUCUCUGAUGCUGCAGUCAUCCCGUUUCCGGACAGAGAAGUGGGGCAAUUUCCAAUGGCAUACAUUGUAAGGAAAACAGGGAGCAACUUAUCAGAGAAGUCGAUAAUGGAGUUUGUAGCGAAACAAGUAGCACCGUACAAGAGGAUACGAAAAGUGGCUUUUGUAUCUUCCAUACCAAAGAAUCCUUCGGGUAAGAUUCUGCGAAAGGAUCUAAUCAAGCUCGCAACUUCCAACUCCAAGCUUUGA
Molecule: messenger RNA, 1650 nt
Organism: Arabis nemorensis
Lineage: Eukaryota; Viridiplantae; Streptophyta; Magnoliopsida; Brassicales; Brassicaceae
Source: the annotation of a GenBank genome assembly